AACCCACAUUCUGAAUCCGCUUCCGACGUGCCGACGACACCGAUGCUUGUGCCCACAGACUGAUCAGGGCUUUUACCCGAACAGCACUGAAUGGUAGCAGCUGAGAGACGGGUGCGGAGCGAGGGUUGCUAAACCCUGAGGAUUUCUCACGGACUAGAAUGCUCUAUAUGUAUCCCCAUAAACGGAUGACAACCUCCAAACAAACCUACUGAAAACUUUCAGUUCUACGUUUGACGCGGAGCUGUUAUUUAGAAUUUUUCAGCCAGGUCCAAGAACAGACAUCAUGCAGGUGCAAACUGUGGGCUAACGUUACUGAAAUGACUUGCUCGGCGUUGAUGCGUUUGUAUAGUGCCAUGCCAAACCCGCAUUGUCAGAUGCCAUUUUACUCUGCGUUAUCCCAGUGUCUGGAAUUCCAACAUACUGGGCCUGUUGUGUAAUUAGAAGUUCGUGAGGCAGUGGCAAACAAGCUGGUGCAAUGAGAAGCUACGCUGCCCAACACAUUUUGCGCAAUUUGUGCUAAAGCUUAUGGGUCCUGCGUACUCAAGCUCCCGGCUUCCACUUGGAGAGGUGUGCUGCUGGGCUACAGCGCACUGGCUGUCGGCUUCACAUCUGGACCGCCUGGCUACUGUCAUCUGCGGCCUGUUUGGACUGAUCACUCCCUGAACAUUUAGAGGAACUGACUGAGAUCGCCUCGGAUGGUUUCGUGUUAGGGAAAAGGGGUGAAUAUUUGGGCUGGGACUUGACGUUAUCGGUGAUCCAUUGGAACACCGUUGUCCAAAGCUGGACUGGCUGACUACUCAAGGAAAAAACGCUUAUCCAGCUAUGGAUUUUGCUUAGCGAAGUCACGCAUUUUUAAAGGCAACGCUAGGGUGACAUUGCAGUCUUCUCACAUAGGUUAUUCCGUCGUCCGACAAAAAAAUAAAAGAGUGACAGUGGAGUAUUGUCCGUCAUACGUUUCAACGCAGUGGGAUUUCUACGUCUGGUCGGCGUUCACCCCCUCCCUUCCCGCGGUGACGGUUAUGGGUCGGAAGCGGUGUGUCGGUGCAGAUUGUUCCAAGAUGGCGGCCGGGUGCUGCGGGGUGAAGAAGCAGAAGCUAUCGGGAUCGCCCGGGUCGGGGGGUCCCGGUGGGGUGGGGAUAGGAAACGGGGUGGCAGGAACCGGACAUUGUGGCUCGGAGUUGGGGAUUGGCUCCUCCGCGACCGUUGCAGCAGCGGCGAACGUGAUCAGAGCCAACGGCCUGGGGGGACCCGGGGGUAGCGUUAGCAGCAGCAGCAGUAGUAGCAGCAGCAGCAGCGGCGGCGGCUCCAACGCUCUGUCCCCAGCCCAGGCCGGUUACACUUCAUCCGGCCUCUCCCCAAAUCUCAGCUCGGGACCUGGUUCGGGGGGUGGAAGCAGAAAAAUGGUCGUCUCAGCGGAGAUGUGCUGCUUCUGUUUUGACGUGCUUUAUUGCCACCUCUACGGAUACCAGCCUCCAAGAACACCCAGGUUUACAAAUGAUCCCUACCCGCUGUUUGUCACAUGGAAAAUAGGCAGAGACAAGCGGUUGCGAGGUUGUAUAGGUACAUUUUCUGCCAUGAAUCUGCACUCAGGACUCAGGGAGUACACCCUUACCAGUGCCCUUAAAGACAGCCGCUUCCCCCCUAUGACAAGGGAUGAGCUGCCUCGCCUCUUCUGCUCAGUGUCUCUUCUCACCAACUUUGAAGACGUCGGGGAUUACCUUGACUGGGAGGUGGGUGUUCACGGUAUAAGGAUAGAGUUUUUCAAUGAAAAAGGAUCAAAGCGCACCGCCACCUACCUACCAGAGGUUGCAAAGGAGCAAGGUUGGGACCACAUUCAAACCAUAGAUUCCUUACUACGAAAGGGAGGUUACAAAGCCCCCAUCACAAAUGACUUCAGGAAGACCAUUAAGUUAACCAGGUACCGUAGCGAGAAGUUGACAAUGGGUUAUGCAGAGUACAUCGCCCACCGCCAGCACCAUCACUACCAGAAUGGCAUUGGGCACCCUCUACCACCCUACAACCAUUAUUCCUGACAGCGAGCCGCAUGACCAAUCAUUGGACCUCUCCGCGGACCUUUUCCCAGGAGAGCCUGCCCCCUCUUGGUCUAGCUAUUUCUACUACUGUACCAUUUUAUGAUGAUAGUUUCCGUUGCCAUGCCGGCCGUCUCCCAGACGUUGACGUGGCAACGGGUGGCAACGAAGCAUCAUUUGGCAAGAAAUCCACAUUUAUUUUUCUUUGCCUGAGUUUUUGCAGCAUAUGUACACGUGUAUCUAUAGCCCCCCUAUCCCCCCCAUCCCCCUAAUAUUUUUUAAAAUUAAACAAAUAUUAGAUUUUAUCAAAAUUUUGUCUUUUCAGCAAACCUAAUCAGGAUUUUGAUUCUGUGGAUGGAAGGAAGUCUCUUUACGGUGGAUUUGUCUUGCGCUUAUAUUGUUUAGGCUUUGCUUCAGUUUAAAUUCUCGAAAAAAAUUCUUUAAUUUUUUACAUCUUUAUUUUAUCUUAAUAUCCAGACAUGUAUACCAUGUAGCAACGCAACUGCAGUUCUCAAAGGCAGUGUCAUCUCUGUUCUGAUUCCUCUCAAAAAAGAAAACAGAUUGACUGUUGAGCCUUGUAAACUCGUGUAGUGUUGUAGUUGGAACUAUAUAUUGGGAUCUGUAUACUCCAAAGUAUAGAUAGUAGGAUUGUGAUGCCCUUUGCGGGUAUUGUUUAUUGUUUGAGCUCACAAUUGUGUGUGUAUUUCUGUGUGUGGAUAUAGAUGUUGGUCUGCCGCAAGAUGAAAACCAGUAGAGUAAAUUUAGAAAUGACCUAAAGAUUCCCGUUUUGGAAAUAUUCGUAGUGUUUUGUGGUGGAACCUGUACACAUUGAAUUGAGUUUGUUUGCCUAGAGCUUUCAGCAAGGUUCCCUCUUUUGUGUAACUUUUUUUUUUUUUUUUUAAUUCAAGGUAAUUGUGGAGGAAGCCAUUUUGUCUGAGGAUAAUCACGUCUGCGCAGGUGAUUUGCUAAUUAUCCACGUAAAAUUGUCUAUAAGUGGGUCUGAUUUGCCUGCAUUGGAGAUGGGGAGCAGGUGUAACUACAGGUCCCUGGGGGGAAAAUAUGUGCAUGGACAAUGCUUUCAUUUAAAUGUACUGGGUCUGUUGCUGUCUGAGUUUACUGGCAGGGAGUCACUAGAGUGGGACAUGCUAUAACUACUUAAAGCCAUAUUCUCUUUUUAUUCCACACUUUGUAAGGGUAGUCUGUUGUUUGGCUUGAAUUGCCAGAAGUGCAUUCGGUACCACUUGGCUGGUAACCUCUAAUAUAUUAGAUCUUCAACCUCCUGAAUGCAAUCGUACACCAGCCAGCCUCAGGCAAGGCUGCAUCACGAAAUACUAGUCAAAGGCGGCAGUUUCAGCCAUUUGUCUGAUGUCUUGUAUAUUGCCCGUGUCGUCGUGUAAACAUUGUCUUGCCUCUUCCGAUUAUAGCUAACCAUUUUGUCACUCGUUCACAAAGUAUGAUGUGUUUUAAAAUUGUCAUUUUGAAAGAAGACUCACCACGUGACGCACAAAGGAAGUGAUCUAAUGAACACGUUGGUGUCAUGUAGAAGUGCAUGUCAUUGUGCUUUUUAGAUUCUGAAGCAGUUGCAGUAACGCAGCAAGUUUAUUUAGUUGUUGAAACCGCACUACCACCGUUCUCCUCUUUAACACUCUGCUGUUCAGUGAGAUCCCGUUGAUCUGUUUGUGUCCACAGCACAGAUUCGCGGCCUGUUUUGUCAGCUGUAGGUUUGAGCGAACACAGUUGAAUUAGUUGGGGCAGAAUCUCUGCAUGGGGCCCGGCGGCUUGCAGUUAAGGUCUACAAAUAAAAAGCCAGGGCUUUGUAAGGACUUAAGAAGCCAUUUCCCAUCCAGAUAUUACUUGUUAGGAGUCAUCCACACACGCUAGGCUAGUGAGAAUGUUUGAACUGUUGUUUUGCUUUGGGUUCAGCUUUAGUUUUGCCAACUGGAAUUUUUGAGAGGGUCUUGUUACUUGACAUACUUGACAUACUCGUAACAGCCUUUACUAACUGACAGGUUAUUUUUCUUUAUGCAAAAAUGUCAAGGGCUUUUGGCACUCCAUCCACAGUAACCCGAAAUGACCCAUAUUUAAGUUGUGUUGCCUUAAAUGAAUGAUUAAAUGAUGGGCCGAUAGAUGAUGCGCUGACUGUUUCUCUGUCCCGUGGUUUGCUUUUUCCCAGCUCCAUCGUCACACCACAGUGUAGGAAAGGGCCUCAGAUGUUUUGUUUUCCUCACUUGAAUGCUAAUACUUUGUUAGACUUAUGGGGGCUCCUGUAUGCCUGCAGUCUCCCGUUUGCUCACGUCUUAACCCAGCUGCUGGUCCUCGAUUCUUUCGGGGUUUUUUUUUGAAAGCCCCACAUAAACACAUUCUCUUAAAAUAAUGUCGGGCACUGUGGUGUUGUUCCCCCUAAAUGCUUAAACCACGGGAAGACCGUUUCAUGCCUCGUAAAAUGUAUGCUUUCCAUGAUGGACACACUACACACUACAUCAGAAGUUUGAAAGAGGAACAGUCAGGCUUUCAUUUCCUGGUCCAUUUAAUACAGCACAACCUGAAUUCUUCUGCUGCAAAACCAAAUUGACCAUGCUCUUUUACAUAUAUGUCUUUGUAUACACAUGCAAUGUAUUUUGUUGCAUGUAUGAGUAUGAGACCUAUGGUUUUAUCCAUGAUAUGCUUGAUCUAUGGCUUAGACACUCUUAUUAACCAUUAAGAGAUUUAAAAGACAAAUAUGGUGCUAUCGGACCUCAUAUUGGGGUGGUCACAGCUCGUGACUGGUCAUGCGGACUCAUUGAUCAUAUCAUACUUAAAGAUGCUACGUGUAAGAUUUUCUCUUCAGUGUGUUGCUGUGAAAUGAGUGAUGACGGCACAUUUUAAUAACUGAAGGAUGUGACUGUCACCGAAAACAAACGGUAGCCCCCAAGCAAUCUGUGCUCUCAUGAACCGUUGUGGGUGACUUUGGGAUCAAUUCCCUAUGGGAAUAAAACAGACUGACAUUCUUAAACACAUAUAACAAAGAAGGAAAAGUCCCCGCAGCAAACGCGUCAUAGGGGCUAUGGAAUGUACAGUUAAUGGUCGUUAUUACAAUUUAACAGUAAUAUAUAUUAAAAGAGAGAAUCCUACAUGUGUUACCUUUACUAUCCUUGAUAUAUGCAGAUCUGUUCAACAGGUGUUUUUGUUUUUUUUUCCUACCAGUGCAAGUCAACACCCAUGCAGGUUUUGAAAGGACAAGAAGCCACACGUAGCCUCCCCCCCCCUCUCCCCCUCGAUUACUCGCUACACUGGCCCAACCUCAUGGCCUAGUUUGUCAAGGUGUGUCGUUCGGUAGAUAGUGGCAGUAGUAGUGACCGUUGCCUCUCCCGGAAGAUUGGAUGCUGCUUUUUCGGAGCACAUCCUCCGUUUUUUCCCCCCCUCCCCUUAGCUGCUGAAUCGUUUGAUCUCUGGAAAGGCAAGGUUUGAUUUGUUGACUAAUGGAAAAAGGUCCUGUUGCUGAGGCUUUCGCAGCCUCUCAAACUACGUUGAAGGUAUGCGUCUCCUAUGUAACGGGAUGCAGAGCUAAUGUUUUACAUAGAACACGCAGGAAAUAGUCCCGCUUCUGUACUGAUUAACUGUUUAAAGCAUCGAUACCUCAUGGGAUAUUACGGAACGACGUUUGUAGUUUGUUGUAGCAGAUUGUGUUUUGGUUUCCAUACCAGGGUUAAGAGUUCAGCCUCAGCAUUCCUCGUGUGGUCACUCAUGUUUCGUGGGGAAUGCUCAAGCUCAUUUUACCUUCGUAUGUUUGACGGAACCAAAGAUGCCAGCGGCCAUGCUCAAAUGCUGCUCUUCAGGCCUGGCUUCCUGUCCUUCCAAAAGACACCCCUGCAUUUGACAAAAUGUUCUUUUUUUUUUUUGUGUGUGUGUGCGAUUUCUCAACUGUCUAGAUUUAUUAAGCAACCGAAUCUUUCGAUGAUUUUUCAUUGAAUCUAUCUCUGAAGCCGUACGUGGCAUCAAGGAUGGUUAAAAACGGUUGCAAAUUGUUACUUGUUUUGUUUGUUGUUAUUAUUAUUAUUAUUAUUAUUAUUAUUGUUGUUAGUAGUAGUAUUAGUGUUAUUAUUGCUAUAAUUUACAAAAAUGAAAAUCCCAUGAUGUGCCUCCUAGCUUUAUGGGUUUAUAAAUGUUUUUUUCCCUAAAGACCAGCAGUUAUACUUUGUAUAAAAGAUGGAUUUUACCUUAUUUUUUAUGCCAUUAAAGAUGAAAAAGCCUGUUUUCGUUACUCUGGACCCAGUAGCUGCACUGGUAUACAAUCGCACUGAUAGAUGAAUAAUAAUAAUAAAAAAAAAAAAAAAAGAAUAAAUGAAUCAAUAAUAAUAAUGAUAAUGACAAAUGAAAUAAGAACUACAAUAAACUUGUGUUUGAAGCUUUUAUUAAAAAAAGUUAAAAAGCAAAUAAAAAAAGAAAAUGACUGUUUUUGUACAUCAAAAUAAAUUCUUUUCAAAAGAAUAUUUUGGAUCUAGUUUCAAAAUUAUUUUAGUGGUUUUCUAUGUUCUGAAUUUUUGAGACACUGACUUCGAAGACGUGUCACUGUACAAAAUGACUUUUCUGUUGCAGUGGCCUGAUGGGCUGGGAGGGUUGCCUGGUGUAACUCCUCAUACCAAUUUUUCUUUCUUUUUCUUUCAAUUUUUGGAUCUUUUUAUUUUUUAUUUAGUAACUUGAAAAAAUGUUUAUGGAAUAAUAUGAACUGGGAACUUCAUCCAUCCCCUGUAGAGCUAGACCCUUCCUCAUUUCCAUAUUGAAUUGCUGUUAGUGUGACAAGACUUGAAAUGGGCAUUUAUUAUGGUAGUAUGACUCCAAAAGAAAAAAAACCCACAAAAACAAACACACAAAAAAACAAACAAAAGAAAAAGAAAUGAGUUUA
Sander lucioperca (pikeperch) is the source of this 6912-nucleotide messenger RNA. It is a transcript of the gene ammecr1, whose product is annotated as AMMECR nuclear protein 1. Bases 1020 to 2033 code for a protein of 337 amino acids. NCBI's taxonomy places the organism in Eukaryota, Metazoa, Chordata, Actinopteri, Perciformes, Percidae. The record is from RefSeq and is a predicted model, not a curated record. The transcript has 6 exons.